This is a messenger RNA of Dryobates pubescens (Downy woodpecker), 1434 nucleotides long. RefSeq names its product capping actin protein of muscle Z-line subunit alpha 1 (gene CAPZA1). Gene Ontology annotation, cellular component: F-actin capping protein complex; actin cortical patch. NCBI's taxonomy places the organism in Eukaryota, Metazoa, Chordata, Aves, Piciformes, Picidae. The coding region runs from base 27 to 887 and encodes 286 amino acids. Gene Ontology annotation, biological process: actin cytoskeleton organization; barbed-end actin filament capping. The transcript is spliced from 10 exons. The record is from RefSeq and is a predicted model, not a curated record. Gene Ontology annotation, molecular function: actin filament binding.
GCGGGGCCGGGCCCGGAGCUGCCAAGAUGGCUGACUUCGAGGAGCGGGUGUCGGAUGAGGAGAAGGUGCGUAUAGCUGCAAAAUUCAUCACUCAUGCCCCCCCUGGAGAGUUCAACGAGGUGUUCAAUGAUGUCCGGUUACUGCUCAACAACGACAAUCUUCUCAGGGAAGGAGCAGCACAUGCUUUUGCACAGUACAACAUGGAUCAGUUCACUCCAGUGAAGAUAGAAGGGUAUGAUGAUCAGGUCUUAAUCACAGAACAUGGUGAUCUGGGCAAUGGCAGAUUUUUAGACCCAAGAAACAAGCUUUCUUUUAAGUUUGAUCACUUAAGAAAAGAAGCAAGUGACCCCCAGCCCGAGGACACGGAGGCAGCUUUGAAGCAGUGGAGAGAUGCCUGCGACAGCGCCCUCAGGGCUUACGUGAAGGAUCAUUACCCCAACGGCUUCUGCACUGUUUAUGGUAAAUCCAUAGAUGGGCAGCAGACAAUUAUUGCCUGUAUUGAGAGCCACCAGUUCCAGCCCAAAAACUUCUGGAAUGGCCGCUGGAGAUCAGAGUGGAAGUUCACCAUCACACCACCCACAGCUCAAGUGGCUGCAGUGCUCAAAAUCCAGGUUCAUUAUUAUGAAGAUGGCAACGUGCAGCUGGUCAGUCACAAAGACAUCCAGGACUCUGUACAGGUCUCAAGUGAUGUGCAGACAGCUAAGGAAUUUGUUAAGAUCAUAGAAAAUGCAGAAAACGAGUACCAGACAGCCAUCAGUGAGAACUACCAGACCAUGUCAGACACCACCUUCAAAGCCUUACGCCGGCAGCUGCCUGUCACCCGCACCAAGAUCGACUGGAACAAGAUCCUCAGCUAUAAGAUUGGCAAGGAAAUGCAGAAUGCUUAGCAUGGGGAUGAGGAUGAGGAGACCUCCAGAAUGUUUGUGUGCAAAACAAACAAACAAAACAAACCCAAACCCAAACCAACCCACACAACAAAUUGUGGUCCUAUGCCAAGUAGAUGGGUUCCAAACCAGUGCAGCAUUUUUCUAGGGCUUUCAGAGUUAACAGGUUUUCUAGCCUCAGACAGAACUGUGGAACAAAACUGUGUUGUCUUCUGUGUUUUUGUGUUUUCCUGCCACAUCAACUCCCUGCUGUUGUGACUGCAUUUACUGCUAGGUCGUUUUCAGCUACACCGCAGCUGCGGCUCAGAGGUGUGGCCUGUUACCAAUCACUGAUUGUACUGGUUGGAAAACUUCCUAACUGGAAAAGCCCUACUAGAAAUAGAGCUGAGGGUGCAGAGCCUUCCCCUCACCCCAUCACAGCACUCCAGGUACUCCAGUGAAGUUUGUCAAACCUGCCAACAGCUCCGGGCGCUGCGCUGCAAGGUAACAAAAGCAAGACAGCAAAUCCUCCUCUACCCUUACCGCUGCCCUCCACAGAGCAGGGAGCCUU